Messenger RNA from Strongylocentrotus purpuratus (purple sea urchin), 4188 nucleotides. RefSeq lists its product as uncharacterized. Gene Ontology annotation, biological process: protein ubiquitination. The transcript is spliced from 2 exons. NCBI's taxonomy places the organism in Eukaryota, Metazoa, Echinodermata, Echinoidea, Camarodonta, Strongylocentrotidae. The coding region runs from base 1115 to 2227 and encodes 370 amino acids. The record is from RefSeq and is a predicted model, not a curated record. Gene Ontology annotation, molecular function: ubiquitin protein ligase activity.
GUUACUCAAACAAAAGGUAUGAUUCUGCGGAAUAAAGCUCGAACAAACAUAUUUCAAUUAUGGUGGGACGUAAUGGUCUUAAUAAAGAACAUUAUUGGAGGGCUGAAUGAAUCACAUGAAUAUUCUUUUUAAGUCUCCCUGGAAUCGGACUCCGAAAAGCAAUCGUGAUAUUCAAAAAUCAAAGAGGCCUGACUUAAUAAACAAAAAUGGCUCAUAUACCUAUCAUGGAAAUAGUAUGUACAUGGUUUAUAAUAACCAAGUUGGUAAUAAUAGAACGUUAUAGUCCAGUAGUGCACACACACAUCCUGCUUGCCAAUCAUACCGCAACAAAAAAUUGACGUAGGCAUGCUGGUAUGUCAGGGCUAGUCUGAAUAUACAAACCGCUUUGCUUCACGACGACAUCUGACCUAAGCGAUUAACCUUACGAAGAAUUGGAGGAAACAUUGAUCAAACUAACAGUUUGUAUCUUUGUAAAUCCUUCGUGAUGUAAUGAGAAUCCAUUUUCUCUGCAUGUUCUUUAUCAUAAGAUGACAUGUUGAAAAGUUCAGUUUUGUUAAUCAGGUAACGAGUUUGAAUUAUUAGACUGAUUAAAGAGGAUACUGGUGAUGUUGUCAAUAUUAAUUGGAAUAGUGCAGUUGUGACAAACAUCAUUUAGUGUGAGAUGUUGCAAUGGUAGGCUAUAUAGACAUCCACCAAAUUAGCAACAUAUUACGCAACGCAUUUUUUUUCUGGCGGAUGGUAAAGUUUUGAGGUCGUAACAUCAUGUAGACUAGCUACUGCUAUUGAAUUCUGCGUCAGCUCAUAACUGUUGCUCAAGAGAUGAGUGUACACAGAUGUAUCGUUGGACUAACUAUGAGCACAUAUUAAACACAUUUACAGACAUGCACAAUUUGAAAUAAUACGCCAAGACACUGAAUGUACGACGACAUUCGGAAGUAAACCUGCUGCUGCUGCAAUACCAACUUUUAGACUGGGGGAACCCGAGAUAUUAUCGUUAAUUCAAAGUGCAAUCAAAUGUAUAUAAUCACUAAAUCAAUUUGAAAUACAAAGCAAACAAUUUUACGAGGCCAAAGUUUUAGUAAGUUUCCGCAAUCAAACCUGUUGCCUAUUUACCAUGGAGGAACUUUGUCGGAUCAUUGCCAAGGAGUCUCAGUGUCCAUCUUGUCUGAAGGAAUUCCAGGAGCCAAAGGUAUUGUCAUGUUCUCAUACGCUUUGCCUUCAGUGUGUAAAACGACUAACCAUUCAAGAAGCAGAGUGUGUCUUCAAGGUCAGAUGUCCAACGUGCAAGGUCGAAACUGCACUUCCAAAGGAGGGAAGCCCAGGUAUUCCAACCAACGCUGCCAUAGUGUCUUUGCUGUCUGCUGUCCAUACCUUCAAGGUAGAACAUGGUCUCGAAAAGGAAGUGGGAUUGUGGAAGUUUAAGGUGAAUGAAAUAGACCUUCCUUCCAAGGAUUGCGCAAAUGGAAUGGCGGCCACGCAGGACAAUCGAAUAGGCCUCGUUGAUCGAUUCGGAGGCAUCCACUUGUACUCGCCAAGUGGAUCCAGGGAAACGAUACUCCCUGGUGUAGAGAAAAUACAGGGUGUGGUUUUCUUCAAGACUGGUCGGUUCGCGGUUCUUUUUAGUGACAACAAUGUUCGUCUUUACAACUCAAGUAGCCAAUGUCUUGAUGUUAGAUUUAAGACGAUGAGUAUUGAAGAUGGCGGCUGUAGUGUACUGACCGGGGACAACAAGGGCGAUGUUUAUGUUGGAUACAAUGGCAUGGCUAACAGCAGGAUCCAGAUUUUCACACAAGAAGGAGGAAAACAAACGGGGGAAAUACCUUGCGUUGGAUUCAAAGCCAAGAAGUUGCUCGCGAUGGCUUCGAAAGAUUUGCUGGUAGCUGAUAUUUGCUACAAAAACGGAAAUGUUCGCUCCUCAAAAGUUAUCCUCAUCGAUGAGACGGGAAGAGAAAUAUGGUCAACAGAGAGAGAAGGUGUCCAAGUACAGAUGACUAAUGGUCAAGAUGAUACCAUAAUGAUGUCUUGGUUAAGGUCCGAAAGUGCAAAUGACAUUGGACUUCUGACGAUUGAACAGUAUUCAAAGGACAUGAAAGACAUGAAGACUCUUAUCUCAGAUUAUGAAGUUGUAACUUCUACCUGCCCAUCUUACCACUUACAGCAAUUCUCGUCUGGAGAGUUGGCUUUCUGUACAGCGAAUAACUUGUAUAUACUCACAAGAAUCGCAUAAAUUCAGUGUUAAAAAUGCAGGUAAAGGAUACCCACAAAACAUACAAUUUAUAAAUGAAUUAUUCAUACUCCUUGUAAAAUAUUGUUUAAACUCAUUUUCUGAAUAUUGACUUCAAUUGGAUUCAUUGCCCUAAUAUGGUUGGUUUUGAAUUGGUAACCCUUUUGAGGAGUUUGAAGUACAUAAUCAGAAUAAUGUUAAUUACUCGUUUCGCGUUAGGAUGUGGACACAUUUAAAAUGAUUUGCAUAAAUGUAUUUUAUGCAAGACAGAAUUGUAUUUUAAAAUUAGUGGAAUGUAUUGGUCGUUAUAUACAGUGAUUUCAUAGUGUGUGGCUUAGGUUCGGGUUAUCUUUAUUAGCACAAGAUCGCAACUAAAGGGCAAUUUAAAUACCUCAUCGUAUAUCACUUAGAAAUCAAGUUCGGAUUACGUAAUAUGUCAUUGCAAUGUUUAGGGAUGGACAGGGCUAUUGUAUAAAUUGCCUUAAUUUGAUAUGUCAAAAGAAGUUUCGAACACCAAUUUAUCGCAAAGGAUUGGAUUUGAGCGCUUUCAAUGUUAUUACUCGGAUAUUUAAACUUUAUGCUUCGUGCUUUUUCCAUUUCCAUAGGAGGAAGUACAGUCAAGCCAAAUUUUACAUUGCCUUUAGGUACCCCGGGCUGAUCAUAUAGCAUUUUUUACUUGCACGUCACUGUUUUACCGUAUAAAGAAAUUAUACACCCUUUUGUUGUCUGCACAUUCACCUGCUGUCACAACACAUCCCAUCCCAGUAUAGCUUGGAAAAGCUGCUUCAGCCGGGAAUUACCUCAUCAAGUAUCAAGUAUCAUGAUGUACUGUAUUAUAGUAGUUGAAUUUAAACGCUUGCACACAUUUCUAUAAUCAAUCGUAAGCAAUCGUAAUGUUCAAUACACCUUUCAUAACCUGAACUUAAUGAGGUAUUAAAUGACCCAUACGAAUACUUUUAAGCAUUAGCGCUGCCUGGGAGAGCAACAUUCCAAUCAAAAUUAGUUGUUUACAUAUUGUGUGCAUAUUACACUGUAUAAGGUAUCGGCACAUUUGAUAUUCUAUCAAAAAUGUUAGCCUUUAAUUUGUCGGUAAUUCUUGACAACCUAGAAUACAAAACCUGGUUACGCAAGUCCUCAUGCAACGAAAGAAAUAUAAUGUACAUGAAAUUUGUUUGGUGUUUAAAUUCAUUAAGCAUAUUUUAUUCUUCAUGAAAAAGGAAUUUUCUUUACCACCCCUCCCCCGAUAUUGGUAUUGACUGGCAUAACUGGUCACACCGUCACACAAGAAUAAAGAGUUGGAUACUUGGAUUUGGAAAUGUCUUAAACUAUUUUAUUGGUGAAUUUUAAUGUCAUCUAAAUGAAACCUUUUAAAUCAUUCAUAUUCUUUUAUGAAAGUUACUGCAUUAUUUUAGGCUUUAAAAAUCUAUUCUAGAUGUGAAUAUAGAUAAAUUAGAAAUAAUAGGAGUAUAUGUGAAUUGUAAUUAACUAAAGAUUUUUGGCAAUAAAACAUUGCUUUCUUUACUGGUCUAUUUACACUUAUUUUCUAUGUGCAAUCUUGAACUAAUAUAAAUCUUGAAAAAGUAUUUUAAAUGCAUUUUAUUUAGUGUUGUCCUUGGAUGUUCGAAUGUUCUUCAUUGACACUAUAGCAACUUAGCAUUAUAAAUUCACCCACGUCGCCAAACAUUCUAUGAGACAUGCUUUACGGGUCUAAGAGUCAUGGUUACUGCAUGUAUAAGGUUAUACACACCUAAAAUUCUACUUUGGAACCCUUUUAGAUCAUACAAUCUACUAUCAUCAACUCUCUGUCUCUGUCUGUCUAUCUCCCCCUCUUUCUCUCUCUUUCUCUCUCUCUCUCCCUCUCUCUGUCAAUGUAGCAAUUUUCUAUCAAUUGUAUACUCGUUUGUCUUUCUGAAAAGUCCAAUUACACUCUCAUGCUUACGGCAACUGCAAUAUCAGGACCUUUA